Zingiber officinale is the source of this 1315-nucleotide messenger RNA. Its product is annotated as probable BOI-related E3 ubiquitin-protein ligase 2. NCBI's taxonomy places the organism in Eukaryota, Viridiplantae, Streptophyta, Magnoliopsida, Zingiberales, Zingiberaceae. The transcript is spliced from 4 exons. Bases 106 to 1098 code for a protein of 330 amino acids. The record is from RefSeq and is a predicted model, not a curated record. Gene Ontology annotation, molecular function: ubiquitin-protein transferase activity.
UCAUUCCCGUCCCCAACAAUCGUUUCUUUCCUCUUUCUCUCCUCUCUCUCUUUUUCUCGUCGUUGUCGUCGUCUUCCUUUUCCUGCCCAAUCGCUUGGCGUGCUCAUGGCCUUCUUCUCCCACCACCACCUUCAACAGCCGCAGCCUCCGGCGCAGCAGCAGCAGCAGCAACAGCUGGGAAUCCCAUUCAGGAAUUUCGUGCCGAUCAAUGGCCAAAUCUCCGCUCCUGUCGAUUUCAGCUCCGCUGCCUUAGCCGAUCCUACCCAUCACGCUGUCGGCCGUGUUAUGGGCCUCGCCCCAGGCGCUGGGACGGUGGUGGAUGGAGGAUCGAACGGCUGGGAGCCCAUGAGGAAGCGGAUCAAGGAGCAGGAUCUUCUGGAGAACUCCCAGAUAUCAUCCAUUGAUUUCCUUCAUACCGGGUCGGUGUCCACGGGAUUAGGUCUCUCGCUUGAUGAUCGGAGAAUUGCGGCUUCGUCUGGGGAGUCACAGCUUCUACUUCUCCCGACCUUCGACCAGGACAUCAAUCGCGAGAUGCAAAGAAUGGAUGCAGAUAUGGAUCAGUUCAUCAAGCUUGAGGGUGAGCGUCUGAAGAAAUCAAUAAUGGAGAAGCUUCAGAUGAAACAAUUUCAAACUCUAGCUUCAUUGGAGGAGAAGAUCCGGAGGAAGGUAAGAGAGAAAGAAUCAGAAAUGGACGGCAUAAACAAGAGGAACGCAGAGCUCGAGGAACAGUUGAAGCAGUUGGCCCUGGAAGCAAGCACAUGGCAGCAAAGGGCAAAGUACAAUGAGAGCUUGAUAAAUUCCCUCAAAUAUAAUCUCGAGCAACUAUACGCUCAGAGAAAAGACACAAAGGAAGGGUGUGGAGAUAGCGAGGUCGAUGAUGCAGCCUCGUGUUGCAACGGGGACAUGGGUUUGCAAUUGAUGUUGAAGCAGGACAACGAUAUGGAGUCUAAGGUGUGUAAGGUGUGCGGCACAAAUGACAUUUGCAUGCUUUUAUUGCCCUGCCGGCACCUAUGCCUCUGCAAAGAAUGUGAAGGCAAGCUUAGUUUCUGCCCAUUGUGUCGCGCCUCUAAAUUGAUUGGCAUGGAGAUCUAUAUGUGAUCAAAGGCCUCCUGGAGAUGCUACCCACCUUGUCUGCAAUAGUUGUGAAUAUCUCCAUCUCCCAAAUUAAAAGGACAACGAUAAAUCAGACUUUUAUGCUCUGUUGUAUUUAAAUAUGUUACUGUGGUGUGUUUCGUUAGAGUCGAACUGCGUCAUUUAGUCUUGCAUAUCAAACUUGAGAUAGAAAAUUCUGAUGUUUCUUCGGAUGUGUUCUUUA